UUGCAUUUUGUCAUUCAGUUAGUCGGUCGUGAGACUUUGGUGCGAGUGGGUCGUUGUUAAAGUUAUAAACGGAGUGUUUUUAAUUCUAUACUUUAAGUAUAAAAAAGAAUUGUUUCUUAUAUUUGCAAUUUUCAUUGCCGUGCAAAAAUAAGACAAUUUCUUUUACAAGAGGAUUUAAAUAAUAAUCAAAAGAAAAUCUAAACGCUAAAAGAAAAACCACAAAAAAAGUUACGUCAAACAUUUGGAUUUUUAUUAAAUAAAAAAAAAAGAUUUGAAUAAAGCAUAAAGAUGUUGUUCGGAGUUGCCCAUAACGCCUUCAAGUCUUUACGGCAGACUGCCCCCCGAGUCCGUGUCUAUUUAUAUAACAAAAAUGCUUAUUCUACACAGGUUGAAUACAAACCCAUUCGCUCUGUAUUGGUGGCGAAUCGUGGUGAAAUUGCUAUUCGUGUUUUCCGUGCCUGUACCGAAUUGGGCAUCAAAUCGGUGGCCAUUUAUUCCGAACAAGAUAAAAUGCACAUGCAUCGUCAAAAGGCCGAUGAAGCCUAUUUGGUGGGCAAGGGUUUGCCACCAGUUGAAGCCUAUUUAAGCAUUCCUGAAAUUAUUCGUGUCUGUAAGGAGAACGAUGUAGAUGCUGUGCAUCCCGGUUAUGGUUUCCUUUCAGAACGUAGUGAUUUUGCUCAGGCUGUCAUCGAUGCUGGUCUUCGUUUCAUUGGUCCCUCUCCCACGGUUGUCCAACAGAUGGGUGACAAAGUUGCUGCUCGUAUUGCUGCCAUCGAAGCUGGUGUACCCAUUGUACCCGGUACUGAUGGUCCUGUCACGACUAAAGAAGAAGCUGUUGAAUUCUGUAAGAAACAUGGUCUUCCUGUAAUCUUUAAGGCUGCCUAUGGUGGUGGCGGUCGUGGUAUGCGUGUCGUACGUAAAAUGGAUGAAGUUGAGGAGAUGUUUGAACGUGCCAGUUCAGAAGCUAAGGCUGCUUUCGGUAAUGGUGCCAUGUUUAUUGAAAAGUUCAUUGAACGUCCUCGUCACAUUGAGGUACAAUUGUUGGGUGAUAAGGCUGGUAAUGUAGUGCAUUUGUAUGAACGUGAUUGUUCCGUGCAACGUCGUCAUCAAAAGGUAGUGGAAAUUGCUCCUGCUCCCCGUUUGCCUAAGGAGGUGCGUGAUAAAAUGACUGAAGCUGCUGUACGUUUGGCCAAACAUGUUGGUUAUGAAAAUGCCGGUACUGUGGAAUUCUUGUGCGAUGAAUCGGGUAACUUCUAUUUCAUUGAAGUCAAUGCUCGUUUGCAAGUAGAGCACACAGUAACUGAAGAAAUCACUGGCAUCGAUUUGGUGCAAUCACAAAUCCGUGUUGCUGAAGGUAUGACUUUGCCCGAACUUGGCUAUACCCAGGAAAAGAUUCAACCCCGUGGCUAUGCCAUCCAAUGUCGUGUCACCACUGAAGAUCCCGCCAACGAAUUCCAACCUAGCACCGGUCGUAUUGAAGUAUUCCGUUCCGGUGAGGGUAUGGGUAUCCGUUUGGACAGUGCCUCCGCCUUUGCUGGUGCCAUCAUCUCUCCCUACUACGAUUCCCUACUAGUCAAAAUCAUCUCUCAUGCCACCGAUUUACAAAGCUCUGCCUCCAAGAUGAACCGUGCCUUGCGUGAAUUCCGUAUUCGUGGUGUCAAAACCAACAUCCCCUUCUUGUUGAACGUCUUGGAAAAUCAAAAAUUCCUUCACGGUGUUCUCGAUACCUACUUCAUUGAUGAACAUCCUCAACUGUUCAAGUUCCGCCACUCACAAAAUCGUGCUCAAAAACUGCUCAACUAUUUGGGUGAAGUUUUGGUUAACGGACCUCAGACCCCCUUGGCUACCACUUUAAAACCCGCUGAAGUUUCUCCCCAUGUUCCUACUGUUCCCCUGGAUUUAUCUCGCGAAGCCAUAGAACGUGAAGAACGUGGUGAAGCUAAAGUUACCGAACCCCCUAAGGGUUUACGUCAUAUUUUGACCACCCAAGGUCCUGAGGCCUUCGCCAAGGAAGUACGUUCCCGCAAAAAUCUCUUAUUGAUGGACACCACCUACAGAGAUGCUCAUCAAUCGUUGUUGGCCACCCGUGUUCGUUCCCAUGAUCUUUUGAAGAUUUCACCCUAUGUUGCUAAUAAAUUCAAUAAUUUGUACUCUUUGGAAAAUUGGGGUGGUGCUACCUUUGAUGUGGCACUACGUUUCUUGCACGAAUGUCCCUGGGAACGUUUGGAAGAGAUGCGUAAAUUGAUACCCAACAUUCCAUUCCAAAUGUUGUUGAGAGGUGCUAAUGCUGUGGGUUAUACCAACUAUCCCGAUAAUGUUGUCUAUAAAUUCUGUGAAUUGGCGGUUCAAACUGGUAUGGAUAUCUUCCGUGUCUUCGAUUCUUUGAACUACUUGCCAAACUUGAUUUUGGGUAUGGAAGCUGCCGGUAAAGCUGGUGGUGUUGUUGAAGCUGCCAUUUCCUAUACCGGUGAUGUCAGUGAUCCAGCACGUACUAAAUACGAUCUUAAAUACUAUACCAACUUGGCUGAUGAAUUGGUUAAGGCCGGCACACAUGUAUUGUGUAUCAAGGAUAUGGCUGGUUUAUUGAAACCCCAGGCUGCUACACUCUUGAUCUCUGCCAUUCGUGACAAACAUCCCGAUGUACCAAUUCACAUUCACACUCACGAUACCUCAGGCGCUGGUGUUGCCUCUAUGUUGGCUUGUGCUCAUGCUGGUGCCGAUGUUGUAGAUGUUGCUGUCGACUCCAUGUCUGGCAUGACUUCUCAACCCAGUAUGGGUGCUGUGGUAGCCUCAUUGCAAGGCACUCCCUUGGAUACCCAAUUCGCUUUAAGUGAUGUCUCCGAAUACUCUGCCUACUGGGAACAAACUCGUACCUUGUAUGCUCCCUUCGAAUGUACCACCACCAUGAAGUCUGGCAAUGCUGAUGUCUAUAUGAACGAAAUUCCCGGCGGUCAAUACACCAACUUACAGUUCCAAGCUUUCUCAUUGGGUUUGGGCGAUUUCUUCGAGGAUGUCAAGAAGGCCUACAGAGAAGCUAACUUGUUGUUGGGCGAUAUCAUUAAAGUAACUCCCUCCUCUAAGGUGGUGGGUGAUUUGGCUCAAUUUAUGGUCCAGAACAAAUUGUCACCCGAUCAAGUAUUGGAAAAGGCCGAAGAAUUGUCAUUCCCCAAGUCGGUUGUCGAAUUCUUGCAGGGUUCUAUUGGUAUUCCACACGGUGGCUUCCCCGAGCCAUUGCGUUCACGUGUCCUAAAGGAUAUGCCACGUGUUGAGGGCCGUCCUGGUGAGAAUUUGGCCCCCUUGGACUUUGACAAAUUGAAGAAGGAUCUUAAGGAAUCCCAUCCUCUCGUUACCGAACGUGAUGUUAUGUCUGCCGCUUUGUAUCCCGCUGUCACUGAAGAAUACUUGCAUUUCCGCGAAUCUUAUGGUCCCGUUGAUAAAUUGGAUACACGCAUCUUCUUAACCGGUCCCAAAGUCGGUGAAGAGUUCGAAGUUAGUCUGGAAAAGGGUAAAACUUUGAGUUUGAAGACUUUGGCUAUGUCAGAAGAUUUGACACCUAACGGUGAACGUGAAGUGUUCUUCGAAAUGAACGGUCAAUUGCGUUCCGUAUUGAUUCGUGAUAAUGAAGCUUCUAAGGAAAUGCACAUUCAUCCUAAAGCCUCUAAAUCGAACAAGAAUGAAGUUGGUGCUCCCAUGCCUGGUACCGUAAUCGAUGUGCGCGUUAAGGAAGGUGAUAAAGUAGAAAAGGGUCAACCUUUGGUUGUCUUGUCGGCCAUGAAAAUGGAAAUGGUGGUACAAGCUCCCAAGGCUGGUAUUGUUAAGAAAAUGGAAGUUAUCAAUGGCAUGAAAUUGGAAGGCGAUGACUUAUUAAUGAUUGUAGAAUAAAUUAGCCAAUAAACAAACCAUUUCAAACGAUCGAUCAUACAACAUAAGUAUCAUCCUUUCCCCACUGUGUAUCCACAUAAUCCUCAUCCAAUUUUAGAUGUAGUCAAAUGUUUAUGUUUAACAAAAUAUACGUGCGCGCGAUUUUAGAAAUCUUUACACAAAUCACUUUCUACAAAAUUAAUUAAAUUUAUAUAUUUAAAAUAGAUUUAAUGCUAAAGUACCAGUGAUAAUGUUUUAAAAGGCCAAUCGAAAGUUCAAAAUAAAUGACAUCAUGUAAUACGUUUAUAUACUUAAUUAAGCUUCAAAAAACAACAACAAAUUUUUAUUAAUUUUUUUAAUUAUUUUUUUUAUACUUUUUUUUGGUUUUAUAAAUUUGUUUUCUUCUUUACGCACAAUACAGCUAUAAGUUUUGUAAAUUAUAAACUUUAUUUCUUCUUUUUUUUUUCUUAAUUGUUCAUUUAUUGUUUAAAAUAAUAUGAGUCCUUUUUUAUAUAGUAAUUGUUAAGUGUUGUUAACUUUUAUUAUUAUUAAUUUUUUUUUUUUAAUUUUAUAGUUAUAAUUUUUUCGUUUGUUUCUUUAAGCUUUAAAGUUAUGUAUAUGUAUAGCUUUUUAAUUUUUUAUAAUAAUUUUUUUUAAUAAAAAUAUGUAUAAUUUCUUUUUUGUGAAAAGUUAAAUAAAUUAUAACCGUUAAUAUUUUGAAAUAAAAAUUAAAAUAAAAAAAAUAUAUU
This is a messenger RNA of Lucilia sericata (common green bottle fly), 4610 nucleotides long. RefSeq names its product pyruvate carboxylase, mitochondrial (gene PCB). The coding region runs from base 289 to 3882 and encodes 1197 amino acids. NCBI's taxonomy places the organism in Eukaryota, Metazoa, Arthropoda, Insecta, Diptera, Calliphoridae. Gene Ontology annotation, molecular function: ATP binding; metal ion binding; pyruvate carboxylase activity. The transcript has 9 exons. The record is from RefSeq and is a predicted model, not a curated record. Gene Ontology annotation, biological process: gluconeogenesis; pyruvate metabolic process. Gene Ontology annotation, cellular component: cytoplasm.